Erpetoichthys calabaricus (reedfish) is the source of this 935-nucleotide messenger RNA. RefSeq lists its product as uncharacterized. Bases 3 to 935 code for a protein of 310 amino acids. The record is from RefSeq and is a predicted model, not a curated record. The transcript is spliced from 4 exons. NCBI's taxonomy places the organism in Eukaryota, Metazoa, Chordata, Cladistia, Polypteriformes, Polypteridae.
AGAUGGACUUCCUCCGAGGUCCACAGACAAUGACAAUAAACCGAGAGGUGGAAGCCACUCACAGCUUCAUGAAGGUCAGCCUGCUUACAGCUCUGCUUCUGGUUUCAGGUACAACUGAGCUACAACCAGACCGGGCAGAACAGCUAGUGGCUGUCGGUGGAGAUAUCAUGGUGAGCUGUCGCUACGACAGAAGGAUGUUUGUGUUUAACAAGAAGUACUGGUGCCAGGGAGAGUCUCGACAUAACUGCGUGAUCCUGAUCAGCACAGAAGGUCAAACGCAAGUGAAGCAAGGAAGGUUCUCUGCCUUGGAUAACAGACAAGGUCUCUUCUUGGUGAGGAUGGAGCAGAUCAUCCUAUCAGACGCAGGAGUGUAUUGGUGUGCCAUUGACAAGAUGUAUGCCGACAUCAUGUCUGCAGUUCGAGUAACGGUGCAAGAGCCCGUGUCAGAGCCCACUCUUAUGUUCCUUGACUCCCCCAACAUCUCCUGCCUGGGGCUGCCUGUUAGGAUCAGCUGCAGUUCUGCUCGAGGCUCCAAGGUUGAGUAUCGGUGGCACAAGCACAACACUCACAUGGACAGCGCCCAUGAGGGCUCCCCCACUUUCACUCUGCAGUGCCCUCACAUGCAGGACUCCCAGGCGUUUGUCUGCUCAUCCUUUAACAGUGUCAGCCGAAAAACCAGCAAGCCAGUCACGACGCAGCUGUUGCCACCGGCACAGGGGGUCUGCACCUUCCAUGUGACUCUCCCUGUGACUUCCAGUAAUUCAUGUGAUUUGUCCGCAGGAGGGGAUUACUACCAAUGUCCCAUUCUGGAAGUUACAACCACUCCACUUGUGAAGACAGUAGAGUCCAUGAGGAGCCAGGCUGUGGUGACGCUGGGUACUGGAGAUACUGAGGAUGCCAUGAACGUCUCAGUCAGGUGUGCCUUUUGGGCUUAA